AUGUCCGCAUCAUCAAAUACUAGCAACGGCGACUUGCCUCCAGUGUCGGAUGUGGUAUUCUUCAGCCCGACUGCGGCCAUCUUCAUGAUCUGUGUCGCCGUGGCGGUGGAUCCUGUGAAGGCGACUUUGUCAACUAAGGGGUGCUGGACCAGCGCAGAGCCAGCUUCGCGUUCAAGACCGUUGACAAUGUUGACAAUACCAGGAGGGAAGCCGACUUCCUUGACGAGCUUUGCGAAGACGAGGAUCGACAAAGGUGUCUGUUCUGCUGGCUUCAGCACAACAGUGUUGCCACAAGCUAGAGCAGGGCCGAGCUUCCAGCAAGCCAUCGAGAGAGGGUAG
This is a messenger RNA of Didymella exigua CBS 183.55, 339 nucleotides long. RefSeq lists its product as uncharacterized. The record is from RefSeq and is a predicted model, not a curated record. The transcript has a single exon. Lineage: Eukaryota; Fungi; Ascomycota; Dothideomycetes; Pleosporales; Didymellaceae. Bases 1 to 339 code for a protein of 112 amino acids.